Messenger RNA from Stylonychia lemnae, 1869 nucleotides. The record is from the annotation of a GenBank genome assembly. NCBI's taxonomy places the organism in Eukaryota, Ciliophora, Spirotrichea, Sporadotrichida, Oxytrichidae.
AUGAAACUAAAGCCAUUCUAGAUGCAUUUCACUAAUUAUAAUUCUAUUCAAAACUCGAACAAGGGAUAUGCACCAUAACUUCUAAUUGUAGCUGAUGAGAUUUUUGAUAUGUCAAAUAAACAACUAUCUCAAUAGGUUAGACAAUCAAUCCCAAAUACUUAUAAGGAGUCUAAUCUAAUCUCAUGCAGGAAUUCAAGUAGGUCUAUGAGUCAUCAAUAGCAAAUGAAUCAGUAAUAUCACGGACUUAGACAUUAAAUUGAGUCUAAAAUUAGCGAUAAUGGCAAGAGAUAUAUUGGAAAGAAAGAGUGCUAAGAAAAUUUGAUGGAAGUUAUUGAGAGAUAGGAAAAAUUCAGGUAAAAAGAUCAAUGGAAUUAAACUGCAUAUGUAGUCCAGGCUCAUGUGUUCAACGAUUAAAUUGAAAGACAGAAUCAGAGUGUUUAUGAAUAUCUUAUCAAAGACUAGCAUGAUAUAAUCUCUUUCAGUUAUUGUGCUAAAAUUACUGAAUACUGGCUCUCAUAAAGAGUAGAGUUUCACAUUGAAAAAGGAUUAAAACUCAACUCUGAUGGUACUGCAUGUCUCAGUGGAAGGCCUAUUUCAUAUCAGAAUGUAACUGGAUUAAACACUUCAAUGAAGAAGUAAUUUAUUAAAGAAGCGAAACAAGCAGUAUUUUGUAUCACGGCUACUAAUCCAGGAUCCUUGACUGCAUCCUAAUAGUCUGGGGGUAUGAACCAAAAGUCAAGCCAGCAUGCUUAGGAAUAUCAUUACUUUAUGAGCAAUCAACCUACCUAAAUGGUUACUUUGAGGACAUUUUUUGCGAAUUAAAUUUAUAUUGGAAAAUACGACUAUCCUCAUUUUAACCCUAAUGCCCCACUAGGUACAUCACUUUUCCCAUUAGUAAAUGAAAGGUAAUACGCCUAGGAGAAUUAUCAGCAUUUUAUGGAGAAGCAUUAAAAAGAUAUAGAGCUUUAGAAAUAAAAAAAAACCAAGGAAGAAAAGGAAUAGCCAAUUGAAGAGCCAAGACCAGGCGCCAAUCAUCUAUUCUGUGCUGUUUGUAAAGAGGGCUUUAAAGACUACUACCAGCACAUAUUUUCAAGUAACCACAGGCAGAAUGGCAGAAAUGGAUAAAAUUUAUAGAUUUACCAAGAAAUAGAUAAAACUAUAAUUGAAGUUGAGUAAAUUCAAACUGAGAAGGAAAAAGAACGCGAGAAAAUAAUGCGUAAAAGUAAACUCGACAUUCUAUUGCUAAACUCGAAAGAUAUAAAUAAUCCAGAAGAUAAGUAAAAAGGAGGUUUGAUGGAAUGUGUAAUUAAUAAUGACCUCAGUUCGGGGGAAAGCAAGCUUACCUCAGCUACUGACUCAGAUUUAGUAUCUAGCUUAUAGGCAAAUUUAAAUAAUCAAAGCUAAAGAAUCUCUGCAGAGACAAAUAAUAAUUUAUCAAAGGAUCUCACUGCUGGAGCCAAUAGUAUCUAAGAUGAGCUUAAAGAAAGGCUGAUUAUUGAUAUAGAUGAUGAUGAUGAAAACUUUAUCUUUUAGGAUUAGCUUGCUGAGAUUAAUAAUCCUCCAAUAUAACCACCUGAUGCUAAUGAUAUUAUCGGACAGAGGAGAGUAUUUUGUGAUAGAGAUAACAACCGUAAUAUGAAUUCAUUAGUAAGCAUUAAUCAAGUAGAUAUCUCUUCAAUUAAUCUUAAGAAAAGGGAAAUAAAACUUUUAGAAAAAGAGUGUACUGCUAAAGGUUAGUCUAAUCAACUAACCUCAGCAGCAGUUUAAGAAUUAAGAAACUCAACAUCCUCUGUGCAGGAAAUUGACGAUCCAGGUUUGAUAGGGCAAUUGUCAUAAACCGGGUCUGGAACAAAAAGACGAAGAAAAUGA